Messenger RNA from Verruconis gallopava, 1067 nucleotides. RefSeq lists its product as uncharacterized. The transcript is spliced from 3 exons. Bases 12 to 839 code for a protein of 275 amino acids. Gene Ontology annotation, molecular function: acyltransferase activity, transferring groups other than amino-acyl groups. NCBI's taxonomy places the organism in Eukaryota, Fungi, Ascomycota, Dothideomycetes, Venturiales, Sympoventuriaceae. The record is from RefSeq and is a predicted model, not a curated record.
AAGAAACCGCCAUGACGGCUGUGACCGUCCAUCUCAGAGAAGCAACUGUGGAUGAUAUCCCUGCGAUGUUAUCUAUGCUUUUAACUUCGUUCCGUAGAUUUCCACUAUUUGAUUAUCUAUAUGCUCCUUUACAUGACGAUGUAUCUAACGCGUCUGACACUCUGUACUUUUGGGACAAACGCCUGCGUAAGACUUUAUGGGAUCCUUCGCGAACAAUCAUUGUGGCAGAAGGCCGCAACUGUGGCUUACCCUCAGAGCCAAGAGAGGCUCCGACACAGCAGAUAGAAAGAGAGUCAUGGAGCAUGCUGAGUUGGAUCAACAGCUCCCAAGCUUUGCCUUUAUCUAGUUCUCAGACAGUUUGCACGCCGAUCGGAUUUGCAGUUUGGCAAUGGAAGGGAAUGGUGCAGGCAAAUGGCGGAACAGGCCACCACUAUCGAUCUAGCCUGGAACAUUUUCAAGAGCUACUUGUCGACUUGCAGCUUUGGUAUUGGCGGCUAUUUUACCACCGAAAAGACCAGGAUGCUACUCGAUUCAUGAACUAUCUAAGGUCGGAGGAAGAUCUCGAAAAAAGGUACCACAACGGCACGUUCCUUUACCUAGAUAACAUAUGUGUCGACUUUCGGGUUGCAGGAAAUGGUGUUGGCAAGCGCUUGCUUGAGUGGGGAAUCCAAAAAGCCGACAGCCUCGAGAUUCCCAUCAAAACAGAAACUACUGACAACAAUGUCAAGUUCUAUGAGAACUCAGGCUUUAAAAGCAUUGGGCAAUGGACCGUAAAGGGUUUCCAUCAAGCGACAGGCAUGAAAUUACAUGUGAUGCAAAGGGGCAUGCACCUGGAAUAGCCUCCGUCAACGAGCCUUCUCGGAAAGGGAUUCCAACUUUUCCAUGGUGAUGAUGUAGAUACAAAUGUCGAAUUUUGCUCCAGUUAUUCUAUCGAAGCAAGACAGCCAAAAUGAUUGGCAAGUUCGUUGCUUUUGGCUUCAUUCUGACAAAUUUCAAGGUGCCUGCUGAAACUAACCGUCAGCAGAAAUUGGAUAGCUUCAAAGCCAAUCUUUCAUAAUUCGUCUUUG